AUGGAUGGCCAGGCGGAGGCACCGUGCACCUCCUGGGAUCUAUCGGAGGACAUGGAAAUCCACCGCUUCGUCUGCAACCCUGUCAGCGGCCAGAUGCUCCGCCUGCCGGACAUCGCUGGCUCGAGGAGUAUCCUUCUGCAGAACCACAUGGGCCUCCUCACCCAGGCCGAUGGCGGGCGCGGGCACGGCCCGCCUGGCAGGUUCGCCGUGGCCGAGCUCGUCUUCGAUGGCCGCGCUCUCGAGCGCUUUCUCUCGGAUGAAGGGGAGUGGAAGACGGUGUUGAACAGCGUACCAAGCCGGUCGCUUCUCCCGCGCAGGAUGCAGGUGAACCAGGAGACGGUUGCCUUCGGCGGCCGCCUGUGGUGGGUCGACUUGACCUUGGGCGUCGUCUCCGUCGACCCGUUCGGCGACCCGCCGGAGAUCUGCGGCAUCCAGCUGCCCAGCGGAAGCGUGCUGCCUGCACGCGCGCAUGCGGAGAGUGGAGAUUUCAGCAAGGCCGAGGAAAAUGUCAAGUUCAUGCUGGAGGUGGCCAAGUACCACCGCGUUGGGGUCAGUCAGGGGAGGCUGCGGUAUGAUGAGAUCACUCCGGGCGGCCCAUUUCUGCUCAGCUCGUUCGCGCUCGAUGACGAGGCCAGCGCCUGGAAGCUGGAGCAGCAGGUGGAGCUCAGGCAGGUCUUGGCGGAUGGAGGCUACCAGCUGCAGCACAACUCGCCGGCGCCACAGAUCGCCGUCCUCGACCCGCUCAACGCCGGCGCCGUCCAUCUCAAGGUCGCCGAGCACGUCGUCGUCGUGGACAUGCACAAUGGGAAGGUGAUUGGGGCCUCUCCGCUUCAAGACGACUACUUUUCUCUGGUACCAUGUGUGCUUCCACCAUGGCUUGGAGCAAGCCGGAUCCCUACAACAGAAUUGUUUGUUGGAAUGAAGGGCGUCAAUGGCGGCUGCACCUCGACGACGUCCUCCUCGUCGGAGAUCACCUAUGGCACCUCGUCAGUGGACGUCGGUGGAGGCAUGGGAGCCGGCGCAGCCAUGAUCGUCGAUGCCGAUUACAUCUCGUGCCACGCCCUCGCUAAUGGAUCCACGCUCGCCAUGUUCGCCAUCAAGAAAGCGUCCACCAAGCCACCGGGAAAUGAGACGAAAGGGGCGAAUGUGCCCUUCGUGAAGUCGCGGAAGGCGCCGUCUCCGAAGAAGAAGUCGGAAGGGUGGACCGACGAUCAAUGGCAGCUCGGUUGCCUACGCCGCAAGCUAUCGACGGGGGAGCGGAGGCGAUGGAAGGCUGCGCAGCUGGAGAAGAAGACGGUGGCGGGGCGCGUGCAGAAGCACGCGCUGGCCACGUGUAUCGCGACCAACAACAUAAGCCCAUGGAGUACGUCGGCGCCGGUGUACAUUCCGGGAGUGAUGUAUCUGUUGACAUCCGGAUUCUACAACGGCGGCCCCUCCGCCACUCUCGAGUGCGUGACGCCAAACUCGUCGCCGUCGUACGAGGAUAAGUUUCCGCAUGGUGGCUUCAACCCCAACGUCGUGUUCCACUCCCCGACGUAA
Messenger RNA from Lolium perenne, 1539 nucleotides. RefSeq lists its product as uncharacterized. NCBI's taxonomy places the organism in Eukaryota, Viridiplantae, Streptophyta, Magnoliopsida, Poales, Poaceae. The record is from RefSeq and is a predicted model, not a curated record.